This is a messenger RNA of Saprolegnia diclina VS20, 213 nucleotides long. RefSeq lists its product as hypothetical. The transcript is spliced from 2 exons. The record is from RefSeq and is a predicted model, not a curated record. NCBI's taxonomy places the organism in Eukaryota, Oomycota, Saprolegniomycetes, Saprolegniales, Saprolegniaceae. Bases 1 to 213 code for a protein of 70 amino acids.
AUGAUGCCGGUCGGCGCGGGCUGCGCCUGCAAUACGCAGUUCAAGACGUACCUGCAGAUUGACCCGAGCCAAGUCGCUCUCGUUGGUCCAUUGUCGGCACACCAGCUGCCGCUACUCGACGCGCUCCUCUCGAUGCUCGCGGCUGCCAAGAGCUCGCCGCUCGCAUUGGCGCUGGCCUUGCGCUGUAUGAGCCAGUUUCUCUCGACACAGUAG